This is a messenger RNA of Conger conger (European conger), 1207 nucleotides long. It is a transcript of the gene atoh1a, whose product is annotated as atonal bHLH transcription factor 1a. Lineage: Eukaryota; Metazoa; Chordata; Actinopteri; Anguilliformes; Congridae. The coding region runs from base 137 to 1060 and encodes 307 amino acids. The transcript has a single exon. The record is from RefSeq and is a predicted model, not a curated record. Gene Ontology annotation, molecular function: protein dimerization activity.
CCCGAACAGGCAACCGGUGUAACUGCAAAAAGGAUAGCAAACUGUGGGACAGCAAAACUUUUUAUAGUUUUUGAAACGUUUUUACCUACCUAUUCCGUUCCUCUCCAAGUUACGCAAACCAUUUCAUAAACAUAAAAUGGAUGGGAUGAUUGUGGAGGAAUGGGGCAAGGAUGCGAAAGACAUGAGCGCGUUCGGAGGGCAGCAGUCGAGUUUGGGGAGGGGGGAACACCGUGGGUACCCAGAAGAUCUGGCACUAAUGGACAGCAGCGACCCACGCGCCUGGCUGGCUCCCGUGCAGCCUGGCACCUGCGCGGCACACGCCGACUACCUGUUGCACUCGCCCGGUUCCAGCGUGGAAGGCGUGUCCCCUUCGUCAAGCCACAGCUCGAGCUACAGGAAGAGUACCAAGAGCCCCGCCAAAGUGCGCGACCUCUGUCGACUUAAGGGGGUUGUGGGAACGGAGGAGGGCAGACAGAGAGCUCCAUCCAGCAAACCGGCGAAUGGGGUGCAGAAACAGAGGCGAGUAGCGGCCAAUGCGCGGGAGAGACGGCGGAUGCAUGGACUGAAUCAUGCUUUUGACGAGUUGCGCAGCGUCAUUCCGGCUUUCGAUAAUGACAAGAAGCUAUCCAAGUAUGAGACACUGCAGAUGGCACAAAUCUACAUCAACGCGCUGUCGGACCUGUUGCAGGAUCCAGCUGCAACGGCGGAGUCGCAAAAGGGCGAGCUCAGGUCUGCCACUGUCUACGACGAGGACAGCAGUCCUCGGGGACCGUCGUCUUCCUCGUGCCGGAGAGGGAUAGCCGCAGCGUACCCGGUGCAGCUCAACACGACGCCAUUCCAGUUCGACAACGGAGCGUUCGCGACACUAAUAGGACAGGAGAUGCUGUCUCCCACGGAAACGCUGAAGUCUCCCUCCGGGGACAGCAAAGACUCGCCCCGUUCGAACCGAAGCGACGGAGAGUUUUCCCCACACUCGCACUUCAGCGACUCGGACGAGACGCAGCUACAAAGUGAAGAUGAGCUCCCAGAACUGAAACUUACCAGCCACCAUACUUUCUAACGGCGAUUCCCAUAGGAAUUUGAAUGUCUCAUCUCAAUAUUUUCCGAAGUGGGAAUAUCCCCUCAACUCUAACGCGUUACUUAAAAAAAAAACUUUAAAACAUUAUUAUGUUUGAGAAAACAUUAUUAUGUUUGAGAAAACAUUAUU